Messenger RNA from Nymphaea colorata (pocket water lily), 782 nucleotides. RefSeq names its product 30S ribosomal protein S13, chloroplastic. Gene Ontology annotation, cellular component: mitochondrion; small ribosomal subunit; ribosome. The record is from RefSeq and is a predicted model, not a curated record. The transcript has 3 exons. The coding region runs from base 111 to 632 and encodes 173 amino acids. Gene Ontology annotation, biological process: translation. Lineage: Eukaryota; Viridiplantae; Streptophyta; Magnoliopsida; Nymphaeales; Nymphaeaceae. Gene Ontology annotation, molecular function: structural constituent of ribosome; RNA binding.
GGAUAACAGGCGAAAGAUGGAAGGUGGGAUUUAGAGGACGAAGCGGAGGGAAAUAGCUUCAUUCUCUGUACUCUGCAACGAGAGCGAGAGAUAGAGAGAAGGAGAGAGAGAUGGCUCAGGCCUUAGCGCUGCCAGUAGCUCAUGGUCUCUCUUCGUCCAUUGCCAUCGGCAAGGGAGAGGCUCACUGGGCGUCGAUGCCCACCCAUGUCCAACUACCAUCAUCCUCUCCCAAGUUCCUGGGCUUGACUGUCAAAUGUGCCAGAGUUGGUGGGGUGGAAGUUCCCAACAACAAGAGAAUACAGUGUUCGCUUCAGUACAUCCAUGGCAUCGGGCGGUCGCUUUCUAAACAGAUUCUGAAUGAUCUGAGCAUGGAGAACAAGAUCACUAAGGACUUGAGUGAAGAGGAAUUGAUCACAAUUCGAGAUGAAGUCUCCAAGUACAUGAUUGAGGGCGACCUGAGGCGUUUCACUGCAAUGAACAUUAGGAGGCUGAAGGAAAUUCAGUGCUAUAGGGGAACGAGGCACAUCGCUGGGUUACCCUGCAGGGGUCAGCGUACAAAGAACAACUGCAGGACAUUGAAGGGGAAGAGGGUCGCUGUGGCUGGAAAGAAAAAGGCUCCUGGUCCUCGUUAAAGGCAUUUUGGGGACUUUGCUGAUAAAUUGCUGUUUUGUUUUCCCAAGAAGCAUGUUUCUUUUAGCACAUGUCCUACUGUGUGUUUCAUCUAAAGACAUUUUUGAAUUGCUUUCCUGAAGGAAUUUAAUGACUAGUAUGGUUUCCACGCA